Molecule: messenger RNA, 699 nt
Organism: Morus notabilis
Lineage: Eukaryota; Viridiplantae; Streptophyta; Magnoliopsida; Rosales; Moraceae
Product: major allergen Pru av 1-like
Exons: 2
Coding region: 61-534 (157 amino acids)
Biological process (GO): defense response; abscisic acid-activated signaling pathway
Cellular component (GO): nucleus; cytoplasm
Molecular function (GO): abscisic acid binding; signaling receptor activity; protein phosphatase inhibitor activity
Source: RefSeq, a predicted model, not a curated record
GUUCAGAACAACCCCUCCUUAUAUUUUCCUCUUUGAUCCCGUUCAAAACCUUAUAUUAUCAUGGGUGUUUUCACUUUUGACGAUGAGUUCACCUCCACCGUUGCUCCCGCUAGGUUGUUCAAGGCCUCCGUCCUUGAUGCCGACAACCUUUUCCCAAAAAUUGCUCCCCAAGCUGCUAAAAGUGCCGAGACUGUCGAAGGAAAUGGAGGGCCCGGAACUAUCAAGAAGAUCACCUUUCCUGAUGGCAAGUAUGUGAAGCAGAAGCUUGAUUCAAUUGACCACAACAACUUUAGCUACAGCCAUAGCUUGAUUGAAGGAGAUGUUUUGGGUGCGGAAGUUGAGAAAAUCUCUCACGAGACCAAGUUCGUUGCGACCCCAAAUGGAGGAAGCAUCAUUAAGGUCACUACCAAGUUCCACACCGUUGGAGAUGCCCAGUUCGAUGAAGCAAAGGCUAAGGAGGGAAAAGAAAAGGCCGCAGGUCUGUUUAAGCUCGUCGAAGGCUACCUCGAAGCAAACCCGGACGCUUACAACUAAAUAUGUUGAACUAUAUGCUAGGCAAAUUACUUUUUUUUUUUUUCUCUUAAGCAAAAGGGUGUAGCUUUCAUGUUGUUUUUUAAGUCCUAGACUUCCAAGGCUUGCCAAUAAGAGUGUGGAAAUGGGAUAUUCCACUUUGUAUUGAAUUGUUUUAGAAAAUAUUUU